This is a messenger RNA of Gryllus bimaculatus (two-spotted cricket), 4830 nucleotides long. NCBI's taxonomy places the organism in Eukaryota, Metazoa, Arthropoda, Insecta, Orthoptera, Gryllidae. The record is from the annotation of a GenBank genome assembly.
AUGAAUAUUUCGAAGUUACUUUCUAAUUCUAAAACUGAAUGUCUUGCUAGAUAUUCCAGUAGUUCCAGCAAGGCGAAAUAUAAAUCGCAUAAAAGGCGAAGGAAAACGAAAGAGCAUCAAAAACACAAGUUUAAACGGAAAUAUUCUUCAGGCUCUAGUUCAUCUGAAGGAAACCAACAUGAGAAAGAAAAUGUGAAGAACAGGUUGUAUGCACCAGUAUCUGAUGAAACAGGUCAUGAUAGGACUUGUGGUCAGGAACGAGGAGUAAAAUCAAAUGAGCCACAUUUUAUUAGUCUUGAUAGAGAAGUUGCUGCGUGGAGGUUCGGUCCAGCCCGUUAUUGGUAUGAUGCAUUGGGUGUUCCGGAAGAUGGAAAAGGAUUUGAUUUUGGUAUGAAGAUCGGUGACCCAAAUGAUAAGUUAGGAGAUGAUUUUCCUGAUGAUGUUUAUUUAAUGGUCUCCCAAUUACAUUGGGAAGAUGAAGUAAUAUGGAAUGGGGAUGAUGUUAAAGAUUCCGUUAUGCAGAGACUAAAAUGCAAAAGUAACAUUGCUGGGUGGGUUCCAUACAGUAACCAUCGCACUGCCCCUAACCUGUCUGGAAAAAAUGUUGCACGUUAUGUUGGAGAUUCAAAUUUUUCAGUCAACAAGCAAAAUAUUAAUGUAAAUAAACUCAACAGCAAACCGGCAGAUACUGAUCCUUUGAAUAAGCAUGAUCAAACAACCUCUGAUAAUCAAGAACAUCCAUGGUAUUCAAUUUUCCCUAUAGAAAAUGAAGAGCUUGUUAAAGGUAUAUGGGAAGAUGAAGUUAUUUGGGAUCCCGAGAACAUGCCCCGUAUUCCAGAACCAAAAAUACCUACUUGGGAUGCCAAUGAUCCUAACCUGAAUUUCAUGAAUCCAGAGGAAGUCAAUCCUCCCAAACGGCAUGUAGAUUCAACAAAUCCAUCCAAAGUUAAGAUACUCCAUCCUCAUGUAAAUAAAUCAAAAAUAUUGCUGGGAAAAGCAGGUGUAAUUAAAGUAAUGGAAGAUGAUGCUCCCCCCACUCCUCCUGAAUCACCCAAUAGAGAUCCAUUCAAUGUGUCUAAUGAUAAAUAUUACAUGGCCCGUUCUUCAGAAUUAACAUUGAGACUACAAAUAAGUGGCAGCCACCUUAUACGGCAUGCUACUCCAGUGAUGGAGCUUAGAACGCCAUUUGUUCCUACGUACAUGGGACCAUUGCGCCUUCAAAAUUUUCAUCGUCCUAUUCUUAAGAGGUUUUCACAUGGCCCUCUAUCUCAUUUGGGCCAUCAUUUUGUUCUGCCAUUAGCAAAACAUAUUCAAAAAAAAGCAAAACGGAGAGUGAAAGAACGUGAUGCAGCAGGUGGAGGAGAGAUAUUUUUUAUGAGAACAGAUAAAGAUUUAAGCGGUCGGGAUGGUGAUAUAAUUCUUGUGGAAUUUUCUGAAGAGCAUCCUCCCUUAAUGAAUCUUGUUGGAAUGUGUUCAAGAAUAAAGAACUAUUACAAGAGGAAAGCUGACAAAGACCAAGCGUUACCAGAAUAUCACUAUGGAGAACUUGUAUUCGCUCACACUUCUCCUUUUUUGGGAACUUUGGAACAGGGGCAGUCUUUACAAGCCAUUGAGAACAACAUGUAUCGGGCCCCAAUUUAUGAACACAAAGUUCCUGCUACAGAUUUUCUAAUAAUCAGAACAAGAAAACAAUAUUAUAUUCGAGAAAUAAAUGCUCUAUUUGUAGCUGGUCAAGAAUGUCCUUUAUAUGAAGUUCCUAGUCCCAAUUCAAAGAAGGCUGGGAACUUCAUUAAGGAUUUUUUGCAAGCUUUUAUUUAUCGUUUAUUUUGGAAAAGCAAUGACAGCCCUAGGAGAAUAAAAAUGGAGGAUAUACGUAAGGCAUUUCCCUCUCAUUCUGAAAGCAGCAUUCGAAAAAGAUUGAAAUUAUGUGCUGACUUUAAAAGAACUGGAAUGGAUUCAAAUUGGUGGGUUUUGAGGUCUGAUUUUCGAUUGCCCUCUGAGGAGGAACUUCAAGCUCUAGUUACACCAGAACAAUGUUGUGCCUAUUUUAGCAUGCUAGCUGCUGAACAGAGAUUAAAAGAUGCAGGUUAUAGAGAAAAUUUUUUGUUUGCUCCUCAAGAUGAUGAUGAUGACAAUGGAGAAGAAGAAAUGCAACUUCGAAUGGAAGAUGAAGUAAAAGUUGCACCAUGGAAUACUACCAGAGCAUUUAUUCAAGCUGUUCAGGGAAAGUGUUUGUUACAGUUAACUGGACCAGCAGAUCCUACUGGUUGUGGGGAGGGAUUUUCAUAUGUGCGAGAACCAAACAAACCCAUUCAACACAAAGAAGAAAACAGGGCACAACCUAAGAAGACUGUAUCUGGAACUGAUGCUGAUUUACGCAGACUCUCCCUAACUAAUGCAAGAUCACUUCUUAAAAAGCGUGGCUUAAUAGGGGAGGAUAUAAAGAGGCUAACACGGUGGGAGGUAAUUGAUGUGGUAAGAACAUUGUGCACAGAGAUGGCAAAGGCUGGAGAAGAAGAAAUGACUAAAUUUUCUCGUGGCAAUAGGUUUUCUAUUGCUGAGCAUCAUGAACGAUACAAGACUGAAUGUCAGAGAAUAUUUGAUUUACAAAAUCAAAUUCUUUCGUCCUCUGAAAUUCUUUCUUCCGAUGAAGCGGAAAGUUCCAACAAUGAAAAUUCUGACAUUGAGGAGAUGGGCAAAAAUAUAGAAAACAUGUUGUCCAAUAAGAAGUCGAGCUGUCAGUUGUCAUUGGAAAGGGAAGAAGAGGAACGCAAAGAAUUGAGGAGAAUGUUAGCUGAUGAAAAAAAUGAAAAUAAUCGGCCGAAUAAAGGCAAAAGAGAUGAAAAAGAAGACCAAUCUUGUUCAACUUCUAAAGCUUCUUUGUCAGGAAAGAUUUUGAAGAUAUAUCGGACAUUCUGCAGUGCAGAGGGUAAGGAGUAUACAAGAAUUGAAUUUGUAAGAGAUCCUGCUGUUGUCGAGUCAUAUGUAAAAAUUAGAACAAUGAAAGAUGAAGCAUUUAUUAAACAAUUUGCGACUCUAGAUGAGCAUCAGAAAGAAGAAAUGAAACGUGAGAAACGUUGCAUCCAAGAGCAACUUCGGAGAAUUAAACGCAUUCAGGAAAGGGAACAAAUGAUGAAAAUUAAAUCUGAUGUCUUAUCAGAUUUUGGCUUUCCUGAAGAUAGUAUGCCCACAUUUAAUAGCAAUUUUGCAGCUUCCACACCUUUGGAAAAUACACCGGCAGAGUUGCAAGCCAAAGAAUCCCCACAUUCUUACAUGCCAAAAAGGAAGAAGCCCAAAUUGAAACCAGAUUUAAAAUUAAAGUGCGGAGGAUGUGGAAGUGUUGGUCAUAUGAAAACAAAUAAAGCGUGCCCUUUGUAUCAACCAUCAUGUGUACCACCGGUUAAUGUUGCCAUGACUGAGGAACAAGAGGAAGAAAUGGAAAAAAGUUUGAAUGAUGAUGAACACUUAAUUAAUAUAGAUGGAACAAAAGUAAAACUAUCUUGGAAAUUAAUUAAACAUGCUGAAGAUAUGAAACGAUAUACUUUGGUUCUGAAGGUGCCAAAAGAUUUAGCUAACACACCCAAGAGAAGACGUUCUGUGAAUGAUAUGCAUUGUGAUUACUUAACUCGGCAGCCCCAAACAGUCAAUAGGCGACGCACUGAUCCAGCUGUGGUUAUGUCAUCCAUUUUGGAAACAAUACUCAAUGAAAUGAGAGAUAUGCCUGACAUUCAGCCAUUUCUUUUUCCAGUUAAUGUGAAAAAUGUACCUGAUUAUUAUUCAUUUGUUACAAAACCAAUGGAUUUGCAAACAAUUCGUCAGAAUAUAAGGCAAAAUAGAUACAGAAACAGGGAAGAAUUUCUUGCUGAUGUUAAUCAAAUUGUGGAAAAUUCAACGCUUUAUAAUGGUGCAAAGAGUUCUUUAACUGAUGCUGCCAGACAAUUGUUAACUUAUUGUGUGGAGCGUAUGAAAGAAAAAGAGGAUAGACUGAUACAUUUGGAGAAAGCUCUUAAUCCUUUGCUUGAUGAUGAUCAAAUUGCCCUUACAUUUAUUUUAAAUAAUGUAAUGUGUAAAUUGAAGGGGAUGCCAGAAUCUUCCCCAUUUCUCAAACCUGCCAAUAAAAAGAUUAUGAAAAAUUACUAUGAUGUAGUGAAGGAACCAAUGGACUUGGAAAUGAUUGCCAAAAAUGUCACUGCACACAAAUAUCAGAGACGGGAGGAAUUUUUAUCAGAUGUCAAUAAAAUUCUUCAGAAUAGCAUCCUUUACAAUGGUGAAACAUCUGAAAAUACGAUGAAAGCCAAGGCAUUGGUUAGUGUAUGCCGUGCAGUGUUGGAAGAAUAUGCAGAUAAUCUCACAAAAUUAGAAGCAAAUAUAAUUUUGAAUCAGCAGAAUGCCUACGAUACUGUGGAAAUUGACUCUCCUCAGACAAAUGAAUAUGGUGACGAAAGUUCUAACAUUACAGAGACCAAUGUAGGGCAAAAAGUUAAAAUAGAUAGUGAGUUGGGAGAAUCUUCUUGUGCUAAUUCAGAUGUGGUUAAUGCUGAGAGAGAUAAGAGUAAUGUUGGUGAUAGUUCCCUCUGGGAAGAUUUGAGGUUUUCUAGUGAUGAAGACAUGGAAAAAGAAAUGGACUUACUUAGUGGUCCAUUAAGUGAAGAAACUGUGCAAGACAAAGAUUCAAAUAACUGUUCACGAAAUUCUGUAGCAUCUGAAGAACAAGAACUCAUGGACGUUGAUUCACUUUCUGAUUCCGAUUCAGAUGAGUCUCUAAAUAAUGGUAUAAAUUCCGUUGAAACAAAAGAUGAACCAAAAAAUAGGCAGCAAGACCAUGAAUAG